AUGGCACGCGUUGAAACUCCUCCGUCUUGCCAAACUAACCCACCAAAUGUGGCCAAGCCCGGACCUAUACUUGACCAGGUCGGUCGUCCGCCUCAAUGUGCACUACCAUCGAGUAAACCUGCUGCUGGCGACAGUACCAAGGUUGAAGAAAGUUCGGUUCUGGAAACGGUCAAAUGUAUUUUAAAGAAGAAGCAACUGAGAGUUGAGAAAGUAAGUUCAAUUUGCAAUUGUUUGGUUUUUGAGCACGUUUUUUGGAUUUUUCGAUAUUAUAGUAGGUUAAAAGUGGAAAAUCUGGAGCUUUCAGUUCAUUUUUGUGAAUGUAAAUAAAUAGGUUUGGUAAAGCAUAAAAAUCAGUGUAAUUUACGAAAUUUUCAUGUCGAUAUCGUUAUUUUCGGCGAAGUUAUAACGAAUUUAACAUGGUGAAUAUCGAAAACUAGCGAUUUUUUCACAUUUGGUUGUUUUUCUUCUUUUACGAUGUAAAAUAGCUAUUUUUUAAAUUUUUUUUUUUAAUUUCACAUUUUGAAAAUAUUUUUUAGAGGGAGGAACCACCCAAAAAGGCGACCCGGCCAAUUUUUGAAGCCGAGCCCGUAACUGAAAUUCCUGUUGAAUAUUUGCCUGGACUUCCUGACGGUAUUGGUGCUAACAGGCUGUCUUAUCAGUCUCCAGGACGAAUUAUUAAGGUGAGACUAAUUUUCAAGGUUACUAUGUUUUAACUGAAAAGGUUAUCAAGUUAUGUUGUUGUAGGUAUAUCUAGUGUAAUAUAGGUUUUCAAGUUUUUGGAGGAGAUUUUAAAUUUUUUGGUAUGAAUAUGGAGUAGUACUUGAAUUUUUUAUUUUUUUUUCAUUUUUUGGUUGAUGUAAAAGCUUUUUGCGCGGGCAGUAUGAAUUUAUUGAUUGCACGGUGCAGUUUCUAAAAAUAGUAAUGUAGUUUCGAAAAGUGAGAAAAUCAUGUCGACUUGGUUUGCAUAUCGAAGGCAAUAGUAUAUCUUUUAGUGUGCCAAGAUGUUUGUCCCAGAAGUUCAGAACUACAACUUUAUUGGUCGUAUCAUUGGUCCUCGUGGCAUGUCAGUACGCCGUAUUGAAGCGGAAACCAGUUGCAAGUAUCUGAUUAGAGGAAAGGGAUCUGUGAAAGUGAGUGUUGUUAUGAUUUUGAUAUUUUGAUUUUUUUUUAAAUUUGAAGUUUGAAAAUUUUGAAGUUUUUUUUAAAUUUUGGUACUAUACCUAAAUUACAAUAACUUCAGGACCCAGUACGUGAAGACAGCCUUCGCGGUAAAGCCGGCUGGCUACACCUAGAAGAGCCACUACAUGUUCUUGUAGCCUGUGCCGACGUGGACGAGAAACGGUGCAGCGAACGGCUAGCCAUUGGCGUGGCAGCAGUCCAAGCCCUACUGACCCCAACUUACGACGAGUUCAAACGCCAACAACUGGUCCAAUUGGCGCUGAUCAACGGAACCUACCGCCCUUAA
Bursaphelenchus okinawaensis is the source of this 1465-nucleotide messenger RNA. The record is from the annotation of a GenBank genome assembly. NCBI's taxonomy places the organism in Eukaryota, Metazoa, Nematoda, Chromadorea, Rhabditida, Aphelenchoididae.